Hippopotamus amphibius kiboko is the source of this 6201-nucleotide messenger RNA. RefSeq names its product golgi associated, gamma adaptin ear containing, ARF binding protein 2 (gene GGA2). Gene Ontology annotation, biological process: intracellular protein transport; vesicle-mediated transport. The record is from RefSeq and is a predicted model, not a curated record. Lineage: Eukaryota; Metazoa; Chordata; Mammalia; Artiodactyla; Hippopotamidae. The transcript is spliced from 17 exons. The coding region runs from base 65 to 1915 and encodes 616 amino acids. Gene Ontology annotation, molecular function: phosphatidylinositol binding; small GTPase binding; ubiquitin binding. Gene Ontology annotation, cellular component: trans-Golgi network.
CGCGCCAGACGCCGGCGGCUGAAGGGCAGGGGCGGCCGGGGCCUCGGCGGCGGGGGCUGGGCCCAUGGCGACGGCGGUAGCGGCUGGGGCCGGGGCCGCGGCGGGGGCCGAGUCGGCCGAGGGGCCCCCGGGGCCGGCGGCGGCGGCGCUGGAGCUGUGGCUCAAUAAAGCCACAGACCCAAGCCUGUCAGAACAGGAUUGGUCAGCUAUCCAGAAUUUCUGUGACCAAGUGAACACUGAUCCCAAUGGCUCAACCCAUGCGCCCUGGCUGCUGGCUCACAAGAUCCAGUCUCCACAAGAGAAAGAAGCUCUUUAUGCCUUAACGGUGCUGGAGAUGUGUGUGAACCACUGUGGGGAGAAGUUCCACAGCGAGGUGGCCAAGUUCCGCUUCCUGAAUGAGCUCAUCAAAGUGUUGUCCCCAAAGUACCUAGGCUCCUGGACCACAGAAAAAGUUAAAGGAAGAGUCAUUGAAAUACUCUUCAGUUGGACAGUAUGGUUUCCAGAAGACAUCAAGAUCCGAGAUGCUUAUCAGAUGCUGAAGAAGCAAGGAAUCAUAAAGCAAGACCCUAAAUUACCAGUGGAUAAAAUCUUGCCCCCACCUUCUCCCUGGCCCAAGAGCUCCAUCUUUGAUGCUGACGAAGAAAAGUCAAAGCUUCUGACAAGGCUUCUGAAGAGCAACCAUCCUGAGGAUCUUCAGGCUGCAAACCGGCUGAUCAAGAGUUUGGUCAAGGAGGAACAGGAAAAAUCGGAGAAGGUGUCCAAGAGGGUCAGUGCUGUGGAGGAGGUACGGAGCCAUGUGAAGGUGCUGCAGGAAAUGCUGAGCAUGUACCGACAGCCCGGGCAGGCCCCGCCAGACCAGGCGGCCUUGCAGGUCGUGUAUGAGAGAUGUGAAAAGCUGCGGCCCACCCUGUUCCGGCUGGCGAGCGAUACCACCGAUGACGACGACGCGCUCGCGGAGAUCCUCCAGGCAAAUGACCUUCUCACCCAGGGAGUUCUGCUGUACAAACAGGUGAUGGAGGGCCGUGUCACCUUUGGGAACACAGUGGUCAGCUCUGUGGGAGACAUACCUGUCUCCAGAGUCUUUCAGAAUCCAACAGGCUGCAUGAAGAGCUGCCCUCUGAUUGACUUGGAGGUGGACAGUGGGUCUGAGCAGGCUGGGACUGCGGCGCCAUCUUUACUGCAUCAGGACCUGGCAGCCUUAGGAAUCAGUGAUGCCCCAGUUACCAACAAGGUUGCGGGUCAGAGUUGCUGUCAGGAAGAGAGGAAGCCCGUCACCAGCACACUGCCAGGUGGUGGUGCUCAGAGCCCUUCUGCAGAAAGGAGCCUGCUGGACCUCCUCUCCCCGCAGCCGUCUCUGGGACCUCUGAAUUAUAUUCCACAGAAAAGUAUCCCCAAGGAAGUGCCACCAGGUACUAAGUCCUCUCCAGGUUGGUCCUGGGAGGCUGGCCCAUUGGCUUCUUCCCCGUCUUCCCAGAAUACACCUCUGGCUCAAGUGUUUGUCCCUUUGGAGUCUGUUAAGCCCAGCAGCCUGCCUCCUGUUGUCGUGUAUGACCGGAACGGAUUCAGAAUUCUGCUCCACUUUUCCCGGACUGGGGCCCCCGGCCACCCGGAGGUGCAGGUGCUCCUGUUGACCAUGAUGAGCACGGCCACCCAGCCCGUCUGGGACAUCAUGUUUCAGGUGGCUGUGCCAAAGUCAAUGAGAGUGAAACUACAGCCAGCGUCCAGCUCCAAGCUUCCUGCUUUCAGUCCUUUGAUGCCUCCAGCUGUGAUCUCUCAGAUGCUGCUGCUUGACAAUCCACACAAAGAGCCCAUCCGGUUACGGUAUAAGCUGACAUUCAACCAGGGUGGACAGCCUUUCAGCGAAGUAGGAGAAGUGAAAGACUUUCCAGACCUGGCAGUCUUGGGUGCAGCCUAACUCCUCACAGGACAGACCCUGCCAUUCAAGCUUAGGCCAGUGUUAGUUUUGCUGUCUACAUAGGACUAAUCACGGUGAUUUAGUGCAGAGUGCCAAGAGUUCUAUCCUGACAUCAGGCUCUGGAUGCCAUCCUCUGACUUAUUCUGCAGAUGUUGUGUGUGUGUGUGUGUGUGUGUGUGUGUGUGUGUGUGUGUGUGUGUGUGUGUGUGUGUUGCCAGGGGGUUGAGGGGGAGGGAUGUGGGCAGUGUGAGAAAUGCUAAAGCAUUUCUGAUAACCACCUGCUACGAUCAUAUCUGGUUUUGCAUGUUGGUGGACACUGAUGUCCCUGCCUCAGGUUGGAGGUUUUAUAAGCCAAAGUUGUUGUUGAUGUUUUCCAUGUGCUAUUAUCUUUUCAUUCAUCCAAUCUGUGCCUUGUCAGCCUUUGAAAGUCUUGGUUGCUCCCAGGCUGCUGUUCUCAGGGACCUUAAAAGGGACCUGGUUGGUCUUGGGGCAGGGUGUCUUCUGGGACACUCUCUUCCAAGAAAGACCUUGUCUCCAUUUCCAUUAGUGAAUGCUGCUUGCAUGUGUUCAGGAAGACCUUCUAAAUGGAAUGCUUGUUGCACUGUGUCCUAGGCGAGGGGCUGCCGCUAGACCAGAGGACCGCGCUUGGUGGGCCCAUCAUGUCCUUCACCGCUGUGCCUUAGAAUCGCCCAUAGGUGGACCCUUCAGGGCAGAGGGGAAAGCAGAUCCCAGGCCUUACUCAGGCCUCAGGUUCCAUGGGUUGGACAGCCUGUCUGGACCCCUCCUCAGGACCCUCAUCUCCAUCCUCAUCCUUUUUCUCCACAAGCAUUUGCCCAGAGCUCUUUGAUUGUGACACCAUGCCAGUCAUUGUAAAUCAUAAUUAACAGGUUCGCCCUGGGCUGUUGACUUCACAAUCCAAGAUGAAGAACUGUGAUGCAAAUGAGAUGUGAAAAGAGUUUAGCAAUGAAAAGUGGUGACUAAAUAUAGAAAGUCAUUGAAUAAAUACCCGUGUAGCAAAUAUACUUUGUGGAGUUUUGAGUAAGUGGCAGAUGCAAAGCCUGUUGCAUUUAGAGAUACAGGCUUAAAGGGAUCGCUCCUCUGUUGAAGUAAGGGAAGACUUCCCAAGGGAUGUGGAAACCUGAGAACUGCUUCAGUGAAGAGAAGCACUGAGGAUCUGAAUGAAGCUGGAAGAGCGGUGGGUUCUUGUUACAGUCAUGGUGUGAAGGAAAAAUGCGGGCUUAUGAUCAUUUAAUACUUAGCACCUACUACGUGCUAGGCACUUGUGCGUGUUUUACAGGUCCUGCUUGGCCUGAUGUGUGGGUGAGGAGAGCCUGGCUGAGGUGGCCUGACAAAGGAUGCGAGAUCCGAGCAGCUCACCUCUCUGGGCAGGAUUCUGCCUCAGAAACUGCAAGGCUCUGUUUGGAGCUCUUUAUCACAAAACCUGGUACUUCACAGUCUGAUCUUUCACCUUCUACAUAUAGUGGGAAAUCUGCCAGCCUCUGGUGGGGAUGGGAUCUGUAAAAAAAAUCAAGCUUUGCUACUUUUAAAGCAAAUGUGAAAACUCAUAAAACAGUUGUAUGAUGGGGUGGUUUCUUCAUUUGGUGUAACUUGUAAGGUUCAUUUCAGUCUAAAAUUUUGUGUUCAAAUAUUCUAUGUAGCCUUUAUAGGCUCUAGCUAUUUCAUAAAGUCUCCUAGAGGUGCCCCUCAUAAAGACAGUGCCUACCUAUGAAGAACUUCCAUCAAAAUGGGUAAAUGAGACCUGCACAUGAAAAGACUUUAUCCUGUAGUUAAAAGGUAGACUUACUGUGUGUGAACAUUCUUCUGUCUUCUGGGAGACAGACUCCCAGUGGUGCUCUGCUUAGGUAGAGUUGGGCAGGGUAAGGGGGUAGGGGGGUUGGGUAUUCUGAAAGUGGCCCUGGUUUAUGUUUUCAGUGCCUUCUAAUUGUGAAGUUGAGUGGCCACUUAAGAGGACCCAACCCUUAUCCUUUAUUCCGUCAACAAGUAGCUCUUGACUAGCUACUGUGAGCCAGGCACUGUUGAAGGCUCUGCAGAUGCAGCAGUGAUAGAAGGUCCCUGCCUUUGUGGGUCUUCUGUUCUGUUGGGGAGAGACGAAUCCAUAAUGCGUCUGGUGGAGAUUUGGCACUGAUGAUCCAGUAUUUUCCCCUAUCCUGAACUCCUCCUUCCGGGGUCCUGCUCCUCCCUAUUUCUUCACCUACCUCUGACUGUUCCUUUUCCUCUGUCUCUUAAAUUUGUUUCCAUAGGGUUUACUCCUUAGGUCUUUUCUAAGCAUUCUGGGCAGUUAACCACUAGAUGGGUGGUAGACCUUUAUCUCCAGCUUCUACCUCCUUGCUGAUGUCAGGUCUGUAUUUCAAGCUGUCUAAUGGAUAUCUUUAUCUGGAGGUUCCACAGUUGCCUCCAACUUCAAGUGCUUGCAAUAGAACCCAGCCGCCUCCCUCUCUUUCUGUGUUCUUUUUCUUUCCUUCAUUUAUUUUUUAAAUUAAUUUAUUUUUGGUUGUGUUGGGUCUUCGUUGCUGCACGCGGGCUUUCUAUAGUUGUGGCGAGCAGGGGCUACUCUUCAUUGCAUGCAUGGGCUUCUCAUUGCAGUGGCUUCUCUUUGUGGUGGAGCACAGGCUCUAGGCACACAGACUUCAGUAGUUGUGGCGUGUGGGCUCAGUAGUUGCGGUGCAUUGGCUUAGUUGCUCUGUGGCAUGUGGAAUCUUCCCGGCCCAGGGGUUGAACCUGUGUCCCCUGCAUUGGCAGGCAGAUUCUUAACCACUGCACCACCAGGGUAGUGCCUCUUUCUGUGUUCUUUUAUUUGAAAGCACCUAUCCGAGCCUUCAUAGAUGUUUGAUUCCUGCUUCAUCUCCAUCCCCUCAGUACUGUUGUCUCAUGUAGUCUAUUUCUAAAUAGUACCACAUCUUACCCUCCCCCCUGCAUUCACGUUGUCACUGCCAUGGUUUGGCUCUUUUGUUUUUUUUUGGAUGGUGCAGUAGCCUGCCUCUCAGUUCUCCUCUGAGCCAUUAUACUUGCCACCACUAGAAUUCUGUAACAUAUCUGGGCACUUGACCCUUGCUGAAAAAUUGUGAAUGGCUUCUUAAUGCCCUAAAAGACUAUGCAGCCAAAUUCAAGUUGCUUACUCUGGCAUUCAGUGCCCUUCUGUAAUGUUGUAUGCUCCCUACCCUUCUGGAAUCAUCUUGUCAAGAAUAGAGCACAGUUUGCCAGAGCCACAAGAAAGUCCCUUCAUGUUUUGAUAAUGCCAUGUUUUCUCAUAUCUCUUGGACUAUACCUGCAGUUAACUCCUUUUAUCUCUUCAGUGAAUUUAAGAUUGGGCUAAAAUGCUGUUCUUUCUGUGAGCCACUCUUUGAGAGUAGAUGGGCUGUGGAGAUAGUAAACGUUGAAAAAAGGAUAAAUUAUUUAAUGACCAAAAACAUGAAUAUUACCCAUUAAAAAUGAGAUAGUGUAAAUUGGGAGAUCAAUCAUGAAAGGUUGAAAGCAAAGGUAAUCUCAUACAAAUCGUGUUUACUGCAGUGUUUGUAAAUCACAAAUUGUUUAAAUAUAUCUAAUAUAGAAGAUGCUUACCCAGCCCCAAAAUAUAAAAUUCCACUAACUAGUUUUUUUGUUUGUUUUUAAACUAAGAAAACAAUAGAGUGCUAGUCAUAGGUGUGUUUUGUAUUUUUUCUUAAGAGGCAACAGCCUGGCCUCUUUCAUCUGGAAAGAGGUGGGGUCAAAUAGAUAAGCAGGAAGUAUCCUUGGAGAAGAUGAGCCCAAGGUCCAGAGAUCUCUUCACACAUUUAAUGUCAGCUGAAAUGAAAACCUCCAGGCCUUUUGCUCCCUUUGCCCAAUGGAUUCCCAAUUAUACUAUGUUCAUUCUGAGAAAGCUUGCAUCUAAAAACAUGUACACAUGCUGCUUUUAUUCUUGAAUAGUUACUUUAUCCCACCUAGAGGUAAUGCUAUGAUUUUAAGAGUGGAAAAACAUGCUGCGGUGUUAUACGUUCCAGAUACAUAGGCUUUUAAAGUUUGAGGUCUUCUGAAGCCCCAACAGUUUGAAGAAAUUAAAUCAACCCUUAGUUGUAAUUCCAUUCUUUAGCUUCACAUACUGCCCCUAGCCAUGUGACCUGGGACAAGUAAUUUGUCCUCUUCUGCUUCCUUUCCUGUAAAGUGCAUAAUAGGAUUGUUUUGAGAAGUGAGUUAAUAAAUGUGACUCUGAUACUGCAUAGGAUUAAGCUGAGACUCAUAUUUCAUUUACUAUUUGCUUGUCCACCUGGCUUGUAAUACAUGAAUAAAUG